GAUCUCAUCGAUGCCUUCGCAACCAAGCUCGGUGCUGAAGGUUGGGACACUGAAAAUACACGGAUCAUGGACUUGGUUCACCAACAUAAUCGGUGAGUUUGGAGCGAUUCAAAACCUCAAGGAUCUCUUCUCUUGUCUGAAUUUGCGAGGAAGUAAGUAACAUGUUGACCAGCCAGAUUGUCGAAUGGCUGAAGCCCAAAUCCGAAGCUGGCAAGGACCGUGACGGCAUGUCUCUACCUGACAAGAUGAGCAUGUGGGGAAGAAAAUCCCCACGAGAGGACUUCGAAGCCAAAAGGCUGGAGUCUGAUCCUUUCUGGCGGGUAGGCUACGCUUGUUUCGACCCGAUUGAGUCGACUGGGUCAUCAACCCACAUCAAAACGGUUUUGAACAGCAAGGCGUACAAGUGGCUCCUUGCCAGCCUGAAGAAGGCAUCAUCCCUUCAGUGGGGACGGUCGAAUGUGAUGAUCUACCAGAUUCGACGGGAACUCCUGAAAAUGUCUCCGAAAGAGCGUUCCCCGACACCCGAAGUUGGUUUUUGGCUUCCAUGGCGACCCUUACGGGACCGACUUCUUCAGGCGCAACGAAAUCAAGUCCCAGUUGGAUCAGACUCGACAUGGCACAUGGCUUACGGCAAGGCUUACCAAUCGCCUUCAUUCCCAGGCGUUAUCGCCCUUACAAGCUCGUCUCAUGAUGAGAUCCAGGCCACCACUGUUGGGGAGUAUUUCGAGCAAACUUGGCUGGAUAGCGGAGCUCAGCUGCUUGACUGGCUCGAUGAGGUGUUUGAUGAGAGGAAUGAUGUCGAGUGCUUCACAGCCACUACGAUCGAUGGAGUCAGGGUUGAAUUCUCUCAUGCAGGAUUGCACCUCAGCGUCAAAGCUACUGGCUCUCCAUUCUCCGUAGCCCAAUUCGCCGAACAGUUAGCCUGGAUAGGGACUGCCGUUCAACCCUGGACCUCCGGUUCUCCGACUCAUUACGAGCCUUCCUUAUCGGAGAUCUGUGCUUCAACAUUCUCGAUAAAACCAAGUCCAGUCGUCUCUGUGUUCGGUUCUCGUCUCUUCCAGACAGAUUUCUGGCACCGCUUGCAGGACCAAAACGCUAGCCCUGUUUCGGCAUGGGGAUAUCCGACAGCUUGCCGCCCAGAUAGCUUUCCCGGCCUCGAAGUCUCCUCCAGCAUCCUUCUGGCCUUGAAGUUAACGAUCAAGGUACGCCACGGCAGUGGACGCAUAUUACUACAAGGACACCGCACGACCAUGGAGCUGGUGAAGCAUAGAGACGGCGUUUACCUUUGGCAUGUUCUCGACUCGCCCUCCUGCGCUUGCUCCUGCCAAAAUCGCCAAUCUUUUGGAUACGACAAAGAAAGGACCAUUGAAUGUCUAGAUAUUAUGGGACUUGCCCUCCAGCGCCAUAUCAUCAGCAAUUGCGAAGAUGCCGAGACUUCCACCGAUCUGCAAAAAUGUGAUGAUCCCAUGUCUAGUGACGGGGACGAGAUGUCAAGUGUCGACCUGGAGCACCAUACCACCUCAUCAUUCAACCCGUCGGUCUAUAGUUUGGUCGGAUUGGCACGUACCAUCCCCAUGGAUCACAAUUCUACACCAGAUUCCUUCGACUCUGACUUGCUCUCGAUGUCCAGCUUCUCGGAGGACGAUAAACUUGAUCCCCUAGAUGCCGACUCUAGUCUUUUCCCAAUCAUCAAAACCGUGUCCGAUCACCUGCUGGUGGCGUUCCGAGGAUCUGCAACUGGAGACUCUAGUCCUUGUGACGGCGGUGAAUCCUCAGGCGGCAAGAGCGGGACUCAUGGAACCGCAACACACACCCUAGUCGGAAACACCAACACUCCUUCGGGAUCAUCAUCAAAGAGAAACACAGUCCAGCGCGAUGACGAUGAAUUCGAUGACGAUGGUAUCCAUAAGCCUCCCUCCAAGAAAGGAAAGCAAAACGAAGACCCACAACAGAAGCUACUCGCCUGCCCGUUCUAGAAACUGGAUCCGAUCAAGUACAGAGGGUGUUUCUCCAUGAAGCUCCGCGGAAUUCCGAGCGUGAAGCAGCACCUGACCAGGAAACACACGCCCACUUUCUACUGCCAGCGCUGCUUGGUGAUAUUCCC
Phialemonium atrogriseum is the source of this 2104-nucleotide messenger RNA. RefSeq lists its product as uncharacterized. The record is from RefSeq and is a predicted model, not a curated record. Bases 162 to 1976 code for a protein of 604 amino acids. The transcript has 2 exons. NCBI's taxonomy places the organism in Eukaryota, Fungi, Ascomycota, Sordariomycetes, Cephalothecales, Cephalothecaceae.